This is a messenger RNA of Cheilinus undulatus (humphead wrasse), 1557 nucleotides long. RefSeq names its product electron transfer flavoprotein subunit beta (gene etfb). The transcript is spliced from 7 exons. Gene Ontology annotation, cellular component: cytosol. Gene Ontology annotation, molecular function: electron transfer activity. Bases 92 to 856 code for a protein of 254 amino acids. The record is from RefSeq and is a predicted model, not a curated record. NCBI's taxonomy places the organism in Eukaryota, Metazoa, Chordata, Actinopteri, Labriformes, Labridae.
GGUCCGACCUCUCCUCCUUGGGUGAAGGUUCAUUGCGGUGACUCUUUCACGUUAGCCGUCUACCACAGUGUAGUUUAACGUCUCAGCCACGAUGUCGGGUCGUGUUCUCGUUGGAGUCAAACGUGUCAUUGACUACGCCGUUAAGAUCCGUGUGAAACCGGACAACAGCAGCGUGGUGACUGAUGGAGUCAAGCACUCGAUGAACCCCUUCUGUGAGAUUGCUGUAGAGGAGGCGGUCAAGCUGAAGGAGAAGAAGCUUAUUAAGGAGGUUGUGGCUGUCAGCUGUGGGCCACAGCAAGCACAGGAGACCAUCCGUACAGCCCUUGCCAUGGGAGCAGACCGUGGCAUCCAUGUGGAAGUGGCUGGGAAAGACUAUGAAACUUUGGGACCCCUCCAGGUCUCUAAGAUCAUGGCAGCUUUGGCCAAGAAGGAGGAGGCUCAACUCGUCAUCCUGGGCAAACAGGCCAUUGAUGAUGACUGCAAUCAGACUGGUCAGAUGACUGCAGCCUUAUUGGACUGGCCUCAGGGAACCUUUGCAUCAGAAGUGGCUAUGGAAGGAGACAAGGUUAAAGUGGUGAGAGAAAUCGAUGGUGGCCUGGAAACUAUAAAGAUCAACACACCUGCAGUGAUCACAGCAGACCUUCGACUCAACACCCCCAGAUAUGCCACCCUGCCUAAUAUCAUGAAAGCCAAGAAGAAGAAGAUAGCUAAUGUGAAGCCUGCAGACUUGGGGGUGGACCUGACGUCACGGUUGGAAGUGUUGAGAGUGGAUGAGCCCCCACAGAGACAGGCUGGGAUGAAGGUGGAGACCGUGGACGACCUGGUGGGCAAACUGAAAGAUGCAGGGAGGGUAUAAAGGCUUCAGGAGCAUAAGCAGGGGAGCACAGAACUGAGCAGCAGGGACUCACUAAUGAAUAACUGGACUGUUUUACAUAAGCACGCCUGAAGGAGUAGCUUAUGCACUGGUCUAAUCCCUCUGUUUGAGACUGUGGCUCCUGAGGAUGUGCAGGAGGAACGCACAGGAGAGGAGGAGUACUGAGACACACUGUCCUUCAGCAGACCCAAAGAAACAUAACGGAUCAUCUCGUCUUUUGUCUGCAUUUUAAUUUACAAAGGUGCUUCACCUGUAUGAUAGGCCACACAUUUAACUUAAGCAGUCUUUAUGCAACGACCGAAACCCAGAAACUUCCUUUCAUAAUGCUUCUGUUUGUACUGCAGUGUACUUUAAGGCCACCAGUAUGAUGCAGUUCACCAACAGUCGCAGCUUUUUAAUCUUGUAUAUCUGUAGUCACACAUGUUUAAGGUGCAGUUUUUGUAAAUGAUAUAUGUAAAUAUGGACCCAGACAUGUUGAAAUGAUUAUGUUCUUCAAGAUUAGUGUUAAAUCUGCUGAAAAUCUGUAUAGUUUUGUAACUGGGUUUCAGUGCUGCCUUGGCAGUGUCCCUCAGUAUGAACAAGAGAUGAUCAUUAAUCAGAAUUUAACCAUAAAUGCCUCAGUUCUCUGUUGAUUGUACAGAACAUUACCAUGACAAUAAAGCAGACAGUUUUUCAUAUCUAAA